This is a messenger RNA of Knipowitschia caucasica, 276 nucleotides long. The record is from the annotation of a GenBank genome assembly. NCBI's taxonomy places the organism in Eukaryota, Metazoa, Chordata, Actinopteri, Gobiiformes, Gobiidae.
AUGCGCACCAUGGGAUUCCACAACGUGGACUGGGGCCGUCUGGAGGACUCGUUUUCUAGCCAUCAUAAGCGUGUUGCAGUCCGACAACAAGAAAUUGUCAUUUCUGCCCCACCUGUGGAAAAUGUCAAAGCGCGCUGGCCAGCACUUCAUACAGAGAGACAGGUCCUGGCAGAAUUUAACCAGAUCACCAGCUCCAAACUGGGCAAUGAUUUCUCUAACCUACUGGAGACAAAUGCAUGGAUAAGAAUCUCCAGCCGCUGGAAUCGAGUGUGCUAG